UCUAUAAGCCAGCAAGAGUGCAAAUGUUAACAUCAGAGCUUUUGUAGAACCCUUAAAGAGAAGGGUUGAUGCACAAGCGAAGCAGAGAGCAAAGUCAUGGAUUGCUUCCUACAUCUGAUUUUCUACUUUCAGCUGGUGCUCUCUGUCACUAUGCUAGAUGUUGCCUCAACUAAAUCAGAUGAGAAAGACUCAUCUUUCCCUUAUGUACCUCCAGAAAGGAACUGGAUUCUUUCUUCUGGUCAUUCUUCCCAUCCAGAAACUCCAUGUAAUUUUGGAUGGAACUGUUCUUGGAUUAUGUCUGCUAAUAGUUUUGGACAACCUGACUGGCUACUAUCUUCAGUUGCUGCUCUGACUUCUCAAGAAGAUCAACACAUUAUGGACAUAAUCUCAUCCAACAGAGAUCUGGAAGGGGAUAUUCUUCUCCUGAAUCCUAGCAGGAUCUCGGAUAGAUGCACAUUCAGCCUCCACAGUCCAAUCCUGCCAUGGAGCUCCAGUUCAUGUCUGUUGGAGCUAGCAGUAUAUUCACAGGGCCUCAGUCUUGCAGGACUCUCUGCUGAAGUGCACUAUGUGGACACAAACCAAAGUAAAGCAGUUCAUCUGCAAGAAGGACACGAGGAGGAUGCCUGGGUAAAAUGGAAAAUUCUAAUAGGCUCAGUUGGACAAAUGGAAAGGCCUUUUGAGAUCACUUUGCUGUAUUCAAGUUGUGAUGAAAAAAAUUCUGGGUUUUUGGCGCUGGGAUCAUUGCAACUUCAAAAUUGCCUUCAUGGUAAAGGUCUUUACAACUUUGAUAAGGGAUCUCCUAUCCCCUGCCCACAUGAGGGCUGUGUCAGCUACCUAGAGGUUUGCAGUUUCAAUUCUGAUUGUCUAACCAAAGAAGAAGAUGAAUCCCUCUGUGAUAGCCUAACAGAGGGGGCACAUUGUUCUUUUGAGGAAGGUGCCUGUGGUUGGACAAUAGAUGGAAAUACAAAUUCUUCCUGGUCUAUUAGUAGUUUUUCAAGGAUGCAUGAAAAUCAGAUUGGAGGAUCUGCCUUACAAGCCACUGGAGGUCAUUUUUUGUAUCUGCAUGUCAAUAGUGAACACACAGAUGGUUUUGCUCGGAUAUACAGCACUGACCUUCCAGCCAUUCUUUCCAAUGGAUCUUAUAAGGUCCAAUUCUCAGCAUAUGUUUUUGGCAAUUACAAUGGCACCAUUUCAUUCACUGUACAAGAAGGUGAAGGAGCAACCAAUGACAGUGCGGCACAACAGAUAUGGGAAAAAUCAGGGAGCUGGAGCGAUCAUUGGUUUCUCAUAAUUUUGGAAAUGCCAAGCCUUCAGAACAGCUUUCAAUUGGAGCUCCUCGCUAAUUGGGGUUGGAAUUCACAAGCCGAUAUUGCUGUGGACAACAUAACUUUUGGCCUGGAUUGCUUCCCUAAUGGAAGAAAACAAAGCCACACUGAUGAAGAACAACACUACUCAUUGGCAAUUGAUAGAUUGGAUGAGCGUCUUUUUAAUCCUUUGGAAGAACCUCUUCUUUUAGGGGAAACUCCUGUUAAUCUCUGGUGGUUUACAGCCUGUGGGGCUAGUGGGCCUCGAGGACCAACACAAGCACAGUGUGAUAGUGCUUACCACACCACCAAUGUUUCAGUGACUGUGGAAAAAGAAGGACAUCUACGAGGAGUACAAAUCUGGAAAGUGCCAGCAUCAAACCGAUAUACGAUUUCAGCCUAUGGAGCAGCUGGAGGGAAAGGAGCCAAGAACCACAACAAACGGUCCCAUGGGAUUUUUAUCUCAGCUAACUUCCAACUGGAAAAAGAUGAGCUCCUCUACAUGUUGGUGGGGCAACAAGGCGAAGAUGCCUGCCUAAGGAUUAACCAUCACACUAAGCAGAUUUGCCUGGGGGAAUCCUCAGAAAUUGAAGAAGAAUACAAAAAAGCGAAGGGACUGACCGAAUGGGCUGGAGGAGGGGGCGGGGGCGGAGGAGCCACCUAUGUGUUUCGACAGAAGGAUGGAGCUUUUGAACCUUUGCUUGUUGCGGCAGGGGGUGGAGGAAAGGCUUAUCUGAAGGCGCAGGAGAGCUCCCUGGACGAUGCGUUCUUGGAACAGUAUGUGAACAGCUCGGCAAUACCUGGGGUCAGUGGAAGAACUGGAGCAGCAGGUGGAGGUGGUGGUUGGGAAGAUAUUACCCAGUUUCCCUGGGCUGGAAAAUCACUUCUGGAAGGUGGAGAAGGUGGUGAGGCCUGCCAACAAGCAUUAGAGAAACUCCAGUGGGCCACUUCUGGUGGUUUUGGUGGUGGAGGAGGAGCUUGUACAUCUGGUGGUGGAGGAGGAGGCUACAAAGGUGGACAUGCUUCUGAAACAGAUGACAUUACAGCUGAUGGGCAGCAUGGUGAAUCCUUUGUGAAUCCAAUUGGGGAGAUCUUCUUGAGCCCUCUGGCAGUUAUGGAAAGUCACGGUGAAGUAGUCAUUGAAGUCUAUGUGAAUUGCAGCCAUUGUCAAUCAGGUAUCUGCAAACAAGAGCCUGGCAGUUACCUACCUGUCUGUAUUUGUUCAGCAGGGGCCAUCUUGGCUAAUGACAACGUUUCCUGCACAGUUAUCCGGGAACCGAUUCCAGAAGAGCACUUGCCUCUCCCAUUCCUCUUGACCGUGAUUUCUGUGAUUGUGGUGCUUGUUAUGAUUCUCACUUGUGGUAGCCUAUCAAUUGUUUAUCAUCGAAAGAAAAAGAUGCUGGAAGGAACCAGAGCCCACCUGCAGAAUCCAGAUUAUAACCUAAGCAAAAUCCGUACUUCUACCAUCAUGACAGAUUAUAACCCCAACUACAGUUUUGCAGGAAAGACGGCCACGCUCAGUGAACUUAAAGAGAUUCCACGAAAGAAUAUUUCUCUACUUCAGGAACUUGGACAUGGGGCAUUUGGUGAAGUUUACAAAGGAACAGUGGUAGGAAUCACAGGAGAUUCCAGUCCUCUACAGGUUGCUAUCAAGACAUUGCCAGAAAUCUCCUCAGAGCAGGAUGAAAUGGAUUUCCUAAUGGAAGCACUGAUAAUCAGUAAGUUCAGUCACCAGAAUAUAGUGCAGUGCAUUGGGGUGAGCCUGCAAACGUUGCCUCGUUUUAUCCUUUUGGAACUGAUGACUGGAGGAGACAUGAAGAGCUUCCUACGGCAGAAUCGGCCUCGGGAGAAUCAGCCAUCUGCUUUGACUAUGCUGGAUUUGCUAAAUAUUGCCAGGGACAUUGCUUGUGGUUGCAAAUAUCUUGAGGAAAACCAUUUCAUUCACCGGGAUAUAGCUGCAAGGAAUUGCCUUUUGACCUGUUCCGGUUCUGGGCGAGUAGCCAAAAUCGGUGACUUCGGAAUGGCCCGAGAUAUCUACAGGGCAAGCUAUUAUCGCAAAGGUGGGCGAGCCAUGCUUCCGGUCAAGUGGAUGCCUCCAGAAGCUUUCCUGGAAGGCAUCUUCACUUCCAAGACAGACACCUGGUCCUUCGGAGUGCUGCUUUGGGAGAUUUUCUCCUUGGGCUAUAUGCCGUAUCCAUGUAAAACCAACCAGGAAGUAUUAGAGUUUGUUACCAGUGGAGGAAGAAUGGACCCUCCCAAGAACUGCCCUGGACCUGUCUAUCGGAUCAUGACACAAUGCUGGCAGCACAGUCCCGAAUACAGACCAAAUUUCUCUACAAUCCUGGAAAGGAUCAAGUACUGCACACAAGACCCUGACGUGAUCCAUACCGAAUUGCCUAUUGAAUGCAGCCCCACACCAGAGGAUGAAGGAAGCACUGUGCUACAUCCAAAUAGCAACACAGGGAUAGUUCCUUUGCUUGGGAAUCAGUGCCCUCAGAUAAGCCACCAAGCAAUUGAAGAACAUGAUUCUGGGAACAAAUAUGGACAAUGUCCCCAAGAGCUAUUAGUGGAGAACCUUAGUAACUGGAGAGCAAGAGGACCAAGCUUACCACGUUUCAACUAUUCCAGCAGUGGGGCUUGGGCUCAACCAGUCUUAAACCAGAAACUGGAUUCCACAAGUCAGCCAGCACAUAAGUUGAAGAACAAAACCAAAAACCUUUGGAACCCAACUUAUGGAUCCUGGGUCAUGGAGAAUAAUUGCCAAUCUAGUCCCAGCUCUAAACUCAACACAAUGCAAGAGCGAGAAGAUUCAGGAUUUGAUGGGAAUUAUAGUCCCUCCCCUAGUUCUCGGGCAUCGCCUUCAUCUCCAAGUCAAAACCAUUCUCCUCACAUUGAUAUUGGUGGGAUUGAACUGGUGAAGCUGCAGAAUUUCCCUUGCGGCAAUGUGAAUUAUGCUUAUGAUGAUCUCUGCUAUGAAAUAGGUCACUCUUCACCUUUGGCUGUAGAGCCAGCCACAGUCAUGAGGAGUGGAAGUCUGCACAGGGAUAGCAAGCUCGUUUUCAAGACAGAGAAAACCUCAAGGGAGAGAGAUUCUGGCCUCUCCUUGUCUGAUGAUCUGAAUGUUACUCCUAUAUAACAGGGGAUGCUGAAGAACCAUAUCUUCAACUUUGGGUACAGCUGCAAGAGCAAUUAAAAUGUCUUCCAUCCUUAUUCUUAAAUUGGGUGGAUUAAUAUCUCUCUCUGGCCUCCUUUCCUAUGAAUGCCCAAUGAAGCAGUUCAAAAUGUAACAUUGGUUCCAAUCUAUUAAAUUUGUGGUUACAGAAAGAAAUGAUGUCCUUGUUACAAUGGUUGAGGGUUUAGUUGGAAGUGGUCAUACCCAAUCGCCUCUAAUAAAAAUUAUCUAUAUCAUAAAACAGAAUAUGUAAAAAAUGGCAAAACCAAUCAUUACCGGUUUAGACCAGUGAUCUGUAAAUUAUUGUACUUUCCAGCUUAUUUAUCAUAAUACUGUAUGGGAAAUUAAAUAUACUUAGUUUACUUAAGGCACUAUUGCCCAAAGUAAAUGGAAAGAAAGAAACUAGAUUAAGAAAGGACAGAAAUUAUCUGUUUUCUGCAGAAAAAGCACAGAAAACAAAUAAAAGGUUUGUAAAGGAGCAAACAAAACUGAAGCCUUCCUUUUCAUUACUGAAAAUGGUUUUGCCUCACAAAGUCCAACUUAGGACUCUGGAUUCAGAAUUAUUCCUCAUUAGUUAUAGCUCAGUGGACUAAAUGCUUUUAAUGGACCUCACAAGGCACCUCUAAUGUACAAGCAGUCUGUGUUCAAUAGUAGCAACUCAAGCUUCAUUAGAGGUCUUUUUUGUACGAAUACACUUAUAAUAAUGUAAACUCUUUGAAAGUGAACCAUAGUUAAGUUAGUUACUUAAAACAGUAUCAACAAAAAAGCAUUUUAAUUUUCAAGACAAUCUUGCCUUAUUAAGUAACAUUUGGUCUCAAAUUUUAUCCUCUAAUAGCUGUUGGUGCUAUUAAGGAAUACAAUUCCAGACCAAGUGCCAGCUACAUUCUUGAAAAUUAAGGAGUUAUGAGUUCAAAUUAUUAGCAAAUUCAGUACAGGGUUGGGGGAGAAAAAAGGAUAUUUAGAAGCAGCAUGUAUUUAUUAGGCAACGUAACUCUUUAAAUCAUAAAUCUUUAUAGAAAAUUCCAUUUUAGCCCAAGUCAUUUCAUGGAUGCAUUUCUGUUUUACACAAGGUAAUUUUGAGUGUGUUUCACUGCAGGGAAGUUAGGCCUGUCAACGGAUUCAGAGGACUGUGUACAGUAUCUUCAUGUACCUGAUGUAUAAACUGGAUAGAUGCUCAAGAGACAUGUUCAAGACUAUAUACGCUAUUCUUUUUUAGAAUCAGUCUUGCUGUAUCUAUUUUAGCUUACACUUCUUCAGCUGAAAGUUAAAGUCUUCAGAAGAUGUUCAGUAUUGUUCUGUUGUUAUCAGUUCUUGAGCUUAGCUAAACUUUUCUCUUGGACUUGGUUUAGUGACCAUGAUUUAGAUAAGAGAUUUCCUGACAUUUUGAUGGCAACUGUAGCUGGGAUUUUCAGAGGGUACACAGACCACAUAGUCUAUGAAAAUAAGUCCAAGUGAAACGUCAGGAAAUCUAUUGUCAAGACCACAGUUACUAAAUCUUGAAACCCAAUAGCGCUCAACAGAUACUGGCUGUAAAAGCUUACACCAGUAUAUUCUUGUCUUAGAGUUUGGUGUAAUGUGCAAAUAGUAAGUAUAUGUUAUGUUUGUAUGUCAUUUUAAUCACAAUAUAAUUACCUGCUUUAUUGGCAGUAAUAGACUUCUUUCCAUGAACUCCCAGAGAUUUUUAAUCCCCAAAACAUCAGAAUCAUGAAGUAGGGCCUAAGUAAUUCAUUGGUUUGGUGCAGCAAGAACAAAACGUUUUCUUGAAAACCAGUGUUAAAACUUUAUUUAGCAAAAUUAAUGAUUAAGGAACAUUUCCCAAAGAUCUUUAAUACCAUUUUAGAAAAAUAAAGUCCUUACUGUUAGUGCACAGUGCUUUUAUUUUGUAUCUCUAUAAUCUAUAUGGCUAUACAGUUUCUCACUGGAUCCUGGUUGCACUUCUUACCUUCUCAUGACUUGUUAGGGCUUGCAGUGCUAUCUUAAUAGUUUACUUUGAUCCAGGCAUGAUUUGAUCUACUAUCCGGUUCUGACGUUCCCUUUCUGCAGUAGCCUAGAGAAGAAUUGCUUAUUACUUCAUCCUUUUCACUUUUGUACCAAGGAUUGGGAUUACCUUUAAGGAUGGGACUGCUGUUUGCCAUCUUAUCCUUUAUGGUCAUGCUUCUAUGCAAUUUUAAAUCAUAUUAAGGUAUACAUCUACAUGCAACAGAGAUAUAAAGGCAGCUUAAUGCAGCUGUUUCAUCUUUAUUAUUCAGAACUAUUUUCCAUGGAUGCUAAUGGAUAAAAUACUCCCCCAUAAUUGUAAUUUCUCAGCAGAUGCAGAGUCAAUUCCAGUUUCAGGUCUGUAGAGGCCUCUGUAUAAUUGAAAGGUACAGUCUGGGUCGGUCACUGGGACCAGAAGUUUAGUCUUCCAAACUUUCGGACUCAUGUUGGAACCCAUCCUCAGAGAACUUCUCUCAUCAGAAUGUGCCACAUGUUGCGGUGAGAAAGAAGUUUCCUGAGGAUUCCAGCACAAGUCCAAAAGCUCAGAAGACCAAACUUCUGGUCCCAGUGUCUGAACCAGAUUGGAUCCUGCAACAUUAUCCUGGGACGCGUAUAUUUGCCUCCAUUAGUAUAAUUAUAAUUAUCUCCCUCCAGCCUCUGAAGAGUUCUUUGGAAGAAAAAUUCUGGUAGCGAUAUAUGUAAAAUCAGAGGAUUAUAAAUGGGAAAAGAGAGGUUGAUUCUUCAUAAAAUUCCAUGCUAAGGCAAGACUAUUGUGCAAUAAAAGCCUUAUUUGGAAUACCCUCCAGUCAUGUUUAGAACAGAAAAACUACAUUACUUAUGGCAUUAAGCUUACAUUAAUUUAAAUGAGAUUCCUCUGGAAUAAACCAAAUUGCUAUUUGGAAAUAGCAAUACCAAUCCCCCUACAAUGCUUGGAACAGCACUAUAUGCUUUCAUUGCUUUUUUCUGAUACAAUAAAAGUAACUGUAAAAAGAUAAAUCCUUUCAGCUGCUUCACUAGAAUAUACUACCUAUAUUUCAGAGUGUACCUUGGCAUUAUGUUAACUGAAGAAUGGGAAUGCUCGGUCACAAAUGUUUAUUACUUGUUUUAAGGGGAAAAAUACCACUCUAUUAUUCACUUCACAUAAUUUCCCAUCACUUUAAAAAGAAAAAAAAUAACAUUAUUGAACUCAUCUUAUUAGCCCUGCCUAUUUUCAAUCAAGAUAGGUGAAUGAGAACUCAGUUCAUCAGUUCAUCAUAGUUUACAUUUUAGAAAAUAUGGGUGAAGCUGUCAACCCUAGGAGGAAGUAAACCAAAACAGGAAGUCAGCUCCACAGGCAGAUUAAAACUACUUUUAUUGAAAUUGCCAUUGUUCUGUACCAGAGGUGGUAUUCAGCAGGUUCUGACCAGUUCUGGAGAACCAGUAGCAGAAAUUUUGAGUAGUUCAGAGAACUGGUAAGUACCACCUCUGACUGGUCCCGCCUCCAUCUAUUCUCUGUCUCCUGAGUCCCAGCUGAUGGGGGGGGGGAAUGGGGAUUUUGCAGUAACCUUCCUGGAGUGGGGAGGGAAUGGAGAUUUUACAGUAUCCUUCCCCUGCCACGCCCACCAAGCCACGCCCACCAAGCCAAGCCACACCCACAGAACCAGUAGUAAAAAAAAUUGAAUCCCACCACUGUUCUGUACCUCCUCCUCUUCCUUAUAGUUCAGCGAAUUAGGAAGGCACAUGCCUGAGCUGCUUCUGAAUGUCAUCCCAACAUGGACUUGAAAAACACUUCAAUCCCUUUUGUCUAGACCAGUCCUUAAACUUUGUUCUCUCAUGACAUCUUCCCACUUUUAAAAAUUAUGAGGAACACCUAAAGACCUUUUGUUUGAAUGGGUUAUAUUUAAAAAUUAGAGUUGAUACAUUCACCGUUGCUAUUACUUCUCACAAUCAUUUGAGAGGGGAUUUUAAUAUUGUACCAUAUUAUUUUUCAACAUAAAACGGCGUAUGAUUUUGACCUUGUGGACGUCUUGGGGACCUCCAGAGGACCUCAUCUUAACAGGCAUUGGCCUAGGCAAUGUACCUUGCAUAUCUCCAUCAGAGACACCUUUGUUUCUCCCUAUGGAUUGACCUAAAGUUUCAGGAUAUCAUUUUUAACUAUGCCAGAAGGGUGGGAGGGAAUUUUUUCUGUUCCAGGCUCAGACUGUUGGGGAGAUACACUGAUAUCUCAGAUUUGCUGUUACCCUCCCACCUCAUUCCAAGAAAGGGAAAUCUGAAUCUCAGCCCAAAAGUAGAUUAAUAGUAAAGCAUAUGCAGUUUGUAACACUCUUCCGAACACCCGCCCCCCACAUUCUUAUUGGGGAAAGGAGGUUUGACCAACUAAUAUGCUGGACUCAAUAUAUAUUCUUUCCCUUGUAAGGAUAAAGAGUGUUGUUUUCAAGAAAAAAAGAGGAAGCAAAACAGAGGAUCUCUCGUGCUUCUGAUAAGAGUUUUAGAACUUCAGGAGUAUCACUUCCUUUUACAGUUCCGUUUCCCACCACUUAUAUCAAUGAUAAUAUAUUCUUCCAUUAAAAAAAUUUUGUACAAUAGCAUCCACUAAUAAUU
Ahaetulla prasina is the source of this 9033-nucleotide messenger RNA. RefSeq names its product leukocyte receptor tyrosine kinase (gene LTK). The coding region runs from base 97 to 4440 and encodes 1447 amino acids. Gene Ontology annotation, biological process: cell surface receptor protein tyrosine kinase signaling pathway; multicellular organism development; regulation of cell population proliferation. Gene Ontology annotation, molecular function: transmembrane receptor protein tyrosine kinase activity; ATP binding. Gene Ontology annotation, cellular component: membrane; signaling receptor complex. The record is from RefSeq and is a predicted model, not a curated record. NCBI's taxonomy places the organism in Eukaryota, Metazoa, Chordata, Lepidosauria, Squamata, Colubridae. The transcript has 29 exons.